This is a messenger RNA of Ziziphus jujuba (common jujube), 1511 nucleotides long. Its product is annotated as nuclear transcription factor Y subunit B-8. The transcript has a single exon. NCBI's taxonomy places the organism in Eukaryota, Viridiplantae, Streptophyta, Magnoliopsida, Rosales, Rhamnaceae. The record is from RefSeq and is a predicted model, not a curated record. The coding region runs from base 194 to 922 and encodes 242 amino acids. Gene Ontology annotation, biological process: regulation of transcription by RNA polymerase II. Gene Ontology annotation, molecular function: DNA-binding transcription activator activity, RNA polymerase II-specific; protein heterodimerization activity; RNA polymerase II cis-regulatory region sequence-specific DNA binding. Gene Ontology annotation, cellular component: nucleus; CCAAT-binding factor complex.
CCCACUUUUUUUUUCCCUUUUUUAUUUUUUCAAUUUUUUAAUUUCCUUUCCUUCUUUUAUUUCCCCUACUUAAAUACCCAAAACUCCCUCUCCUUAAGAUUCCGCAAAAAAAAUAAAAAUAAAAACAAAAAAUAAAAACACCUACACUUUCUCACAUACUCUGUUUUUCCCUCUGUUUUUCUCUCCAUUUUCCAUGACCGGAAAAAGAAACCAAACAAGCCCUGUAGGGAGCCCUCUAUCCGGGAACAUCUCGGACAGUUCUUCCAAAGAGCAUGACCGAUUCCUCCCAAUAGCCAACGUUAGCCGAAUCAUGAAGAAAUCACUCCCUGCAAAUGCAAAAAUAUCCAAAGAAGCCAAAGAGACUGUCCAAGAAUGUGUUUCAGAGUUUAUAAGCUUCAUCACAGGUGAAGCAUCGGACAAGUGUCAAAGGGAGAAGAGGAAGACAAUCAACGGUGAUGAUCUCCUGUGGGCCAUGACGACACUUGGGUUUGAGAAUUAUGUGAGUCCCUUGAAGGUUUAUCUCAACAAGUACAGAGAAAUAGAGGGAGAGAAAAACUCCAUGGCUAGACAAGAAGACCAUCAUCCCCACAGCUCUCCUACAAAUAGUCAUGCGACAAAUGAGAAUAUUGUUCAUCAUCAUCAUCAAAACAGCAAACUUGGUGCUAAUUCUUUAUCAAACAGGGUUGAUUUUCAAGGUUUGAAUGGCGGGUUUUAUUCGCUUGGAUCUCAAAUGACUCAGAAAGGAGGAUAUGAAGAAAGUGGAAGCAGACUAGUCAGCUAUGGAGAUGAUUUCAUGAACACUGCUAGUGCUGCUGCUGCUGGUGCUUAUAAUACGAUGAAUGGGGUUUAUGAGAAUGGAGAUGCUGCAGGCAAUGCAAACAGAGCCAUGGCAGCUCAGCUUCAUCAUGGGAUUGGAUGGUAGAGAUAUUUGGAAAAUUAAAUUAGUCGGUUUCUAAUAUAUUUAAAGCUUUGAUUUUAAUAUUAUCUCUUUAUUGUAUGAAUCUCACUUGACAUACAUAUAUAUAUAUAUAUAUAGUUGGAAAAGCUACAGCUAAAAAGUUCAUGAGCAGAAGAAAUUAGCUCUGGAGCAAAUUCCAAGAAUUUAAUGUUUCCUUUAGUUAAUUUGCAAAUGUAAAGCUAAUUUUAUUCACUUGUUUGAACAAUUGGCUUUUACAGAGAAUUCUGGAGCAUUGACAUAUAUGUCUCUGUUAUAUAUUAACAGCUUUUUACUAGUAAUUAAUCGUUUUCACAUUAAAUUAUUGGAGUUUUUAUCAUAUGCUUGAAAUCAGCACUUGUAAUUUGGAACCAUUUUGUAAAAUUUAGUUCCUUUAUAUUGUUUCUUCACUAAAAGCCCCUAGCAUCUACUACUAUUGUUUAAUUGGGUUUGUUUCUAACAUGACCUAUAUUUGAGCAGAACACAGUUUGGUGAUCUUUUUUAAGGAGCUGAAUUUUGGUUGAAUUACAAAAGGAUUAUAUGGGUAUGGACCAUGAAGGACAGUUGCACCUAUUUC